Rotaria socialis is the source of this 594-nucleotide messenger RNA. NCBI's taxonomy places the organism in Eukaryota, Metazoa, Rotifera, Eurotatoria, Philodinida, Philodinidae. The record is from the annotation of a GenBank genome assembly.
AUGAGACCAUACAUCCUAAAUGCUACUGAUAGAAUUCGUGAGAUUAUCAAUCAGAUUAAGUCAGAAAGAACACUUGUUACUCGCUUCGCACUCGUCGAAUAUCGGGAUUAUCCACUUGAGGAGAAUAUAUUUGUAACACGCGUACAAAGUUUCACAAAUGCAGAGGCAGAGAUGAAUGGAUGGCUAGAUCAAUGCCUGGCUCAAGGUGGUGGUGACACACCCGAAGCAGUUGCCGAUGCGCUCUAUGAUAUUCUCAAUCUCUCAUGGGACCCUCAAGCUGUCAAAAUCUGUAUUUUAAUUGCCGAUGCACCUCCACAUGGAUUUCAUCCAAUAGGUGAUUCAUUUCCUUCGGGAUCUCCUGCUGGACAUGACGCAAACAUGAUCGUUCGAAAAAUGGCCGAAGAAAAAAUCACACUUCAUAUUAUCGGUGUUGAACCUUCCAGUAUACCAUUCCGUGCAUAUUUUGAGUUACUUGCAAAAGUUACUUGCGGAGAAUAUAUUUCAUUGGAAAAUGCCAAUAAUUUUGGUCAAAAGAUUAUUGCUACAGUACUUCAACAACCCACUCAGAUAGUGUCAGACGAAACCACAGGGUAA